AUGGCACCGGAUCCGACGACUCUCCACGGCGGGUCUCUGCUAAUUGCCUGGCAGCUGACCAAUAAACGCGUUCUCAUCGUUGGCGGCGGCGACGUCGCGUCGGGUCGGCUCGAAUCUGCCCUCGUCGCCGAUGCGAAUGUUACUCUCGUCGCGCCAGCACCACUCCAUCUUCUUACGCAGGAACUUGUUGACCUCCUUCCUGAUCGGAUAACAUGGCACGAUCGCGAAUUCCAAGAUUCGGACUUGCUCGUUGACCCGGCGGAACAGAAAUACGUAUCAAUGGUGUUCACAGCAAUCGACUCAUUCCCGGAGUCUCAACGUAUCGCACGACUAUGUAACGACUUGCGGAUUCCGGUCAACGCCGCUGAUAUACCGGCGCUGUGCGACUUUUACUUUGGCUCGCAAGUUCGUUCGGGGCCCUUACAAGUCUUGGUGUCGACGAACGGGAAGAGCCCGAAACUCGCAAACUUGAUCCGGAAGAGAAUCGAGAGCGUAAUACCCCCGGAGACGGCGGAGGCCAUUGAGAAUGUAGGCAAGCUCAGGGAGCGGAUAAAGGAGAGGGCCCCUGGCGUCGGUGGGCAAGUGUCCAAGAAACGAAUGCGGUGGAUGGUUGACCUCUGCGGCAAAUGGUCCAUGGAGGACCUUGCGUGUCUAGACGACGAGACGAUGGGCGCGUUAGUCGAUGGAGGCUGGGAAAAAGGCAUCGUCCCCGCCCCGACUGAUGUGAUGGGGGAGAAAGCUCUCCAAAGUAACGGGCAUGCUCUGAAUGGGAGCGCGAAAGGGGAACCGGAAAGGAGGCACGCAGGCGUUACGCCUGUCGUGGCGGCGUUCGUGGCGGGGGCCCUGCUUUCCGGGCUGACGGUAUUGAGCAGGUUGAGGCGGUGAUAUGCUGUGAGAGAGAUGUUGAAUUGGAUGAAUGAGUAAGUGAACAUCAAAUUGUUCUAUGUAGUGAAGGACGCACUCGAUAUCAAUAAGAAUAUAGAAGUAAUGACUUUAUACGAAGCGCUCUGUGGAAUCCUCUGACGCAAAUGUAUUAUAAUGCAUAUACUC
This is a messenger RNA of Gloeophyllum trabeum ATCC 11539, 1050 nucleotides long. Its product is annotated as siroheme synthase. Gene Ontology annotation, biological process: siroheme biosynthetic process. Gene Ontology annotation, molecular function: precorrin-2 dehydrogenase activity; protoporphyrin ferrochelatase activity. The record is from RefSeq and is a predicted model, not a curated record. Lineage: Eukaryota; Fungi; Basidiomycota; Agaricomycetes; Gloeophyllales; Gloeophyllaceae. The transcript is spliced from 2 exons. The coding region runs from base 1 to 885 and encodes 294 amino acids.